Messenger RNA from Ipomoea triloba (trilobed morning glory), 1359 nucleotides. RefSeq names its product stemmadenine O-acetyltransferase-like. The record is from RefSeq and is a predicted model, not a curated record. NCBI's taxonomy places the organism in Eukaryota, Viridiplantae, Streptophyta, Magnoliopsida, Solanales, Convolvulaceae. The coding region runs from base 1 to 1359 and encodes 452 amino acids. The transcript has a single exon.
AUGGCCCUGAAAGUUGAAGUUUAUCAAAAGGAGAAAGUGAGGCCAUCUUCACCAACUCCCCAAACCUUGAGAUACCACAAGCUUUCUCUCCUUGACGUACUCGCCGGACCUUUUUAUGGGCCCCAUGUUUUGUUCUACCCCUCCGGCGCCGGCCCUCGUCGCCACGAUUAUGAUGAGCUCAAGGAAUCGCUCUCUAAGGCAUUGUCUAUCUUGUACCCGCUGGCCGGAAGGCUUAAAGAUGGAUCAAUAAUCGAAUGCAACGAUGAGGGUGCGGAUUUCGUCCGAGCUAAUGUUACGAAUUAUAAUUUGGGUGAGUUUCUUUGGCACCCGAAGAUGGAAGAUCUACGGCAGCUGCUUCCACUUGACCCCUACCCAGACGCUAUUGAUCCGGCCAUGCCAAUGUUAGCUGUUCAGGUGACCAGGUUCCGGUGCGGCGGAACUGCGGUGGCGUUCUGCACUUGGCACGGGGUGACGGACGGUGGUGGGAUGACCGGAUUGUAUAACAUCUUGGCGGGAAUCAACCGGGGGGAAGGACCCACUGAUUCCGCCGGCGGUCUCGUCGUGGACGUCGCCGCAAUGUUCUCUCCGGCGAUUUCCAGUAUCUCCCAGAUAAUGCUCACUGCCUAUGCGGGAACGAAAAAGGAGUUGCGGAAAUACACCACGAAAAGAAUUGUUUUUAGCAAGCAGGAUAUCGAGCGGAUCAGGAACCAGUACAGCCAAUCGGAGCAUCACCGCCGUCCAUCUCGAGUGGAGGCGCUGUCAGCGUUCUUGUGGGCGGCGGUGAUAAGAGCAACUCUACCGGUGAACCCAAUCCUCAAGGCCCACUGGCUCUCACAUAUUGUGAACUUUCGAAAGAAGUUGAACCCGCCCUUACCUUCGCAAUGCCUAGGCAACAUCCUCCACGGGACUUACGCCGAGUGGGAAGUAGGCGGCGGCGAACCGGUUACUGGCCGGUCGCUUGUAGGAAGAGUGGUGGAAGCCAUGAACAAGUUUACAAGCGACUACCUGAUGAGGGAAAUGCAAGCUGAGGGUGGGUUUCUCAAAUCGGUAAGAGCACGACGAUCAAAGAUAAGUGAUUAUAAUAAAGGUGAGAUUAAAGUUUUAAGUAUAAGUAGUUUGUGUAAAAUUCCCUUUGGUGAAGUUGAUUUUGGGUGGGGCAAGCCAAUAUGGAUUGGCAUUCCUCAAACAUUCGUGGACCUUGCACUUUUCGUGGAUACUGAAAAUGGGGGAGUAGAACUGUGGAUUGGAUUGGAACAUGAAGUUAUGUGCAAUUUAGACAAGGACACGGAAUUUCAAUCAUAUGUGUCGUUUGCCCAUGUCCUUUAUGAAUCGUCUUGUUGUCUAAGAAGUGCACUUUAA